This is a messenger RNA of Anastrepha obliqua, 1522 nucleotides long. RefSeq names its product protein catecholamines up (gene Catsup). Gene Ontology annotation, molecular function: zinc ion transmembrane transporter activity. The transcript has 2 exons. Lineage: Eukaryota; Metazoa; Arthropoda; Insecta; Diptera; Tephritidae. Gene Ontology annotation, cellular component: membrane. The coding region runs from base 90 to 1376 and encodes 428 amino acids. Gene Ontology annotation, biological process: intracellular zinc ion homeostasis; zinc ion transmembrane transport. The record is from RefSeq and is a predicted model, not a curated record.
CCGGCAUCUGCCUUAAUGUUAUGAUGUGACGUGGAGAACAGUCAUCUCGCUUGUUUGAUAAUCCUGCUGGAGUAAAAUAAGUUAAAAUCAUGGUAGCGAAUAUUCAGGGCCAUUAUUCAGGACAAUUCCUACAGAAAAUUGCAUUAGGAAUAAUUUUAUGUGGUAUUAUGCUAUCACUUCCAUCUUUAUGUUUGGGUCAUAACGAUAACCCAAGCUUCAAGUACUCACGAGAGGCAAAUGAAAAUUUUGAUCCCAAAAGGCAACCUAAACCAGUGCACGACCACGACGAUCAUCAUCAUCAUCAUCCACAUGAACAUGACCAUCAUCACCAUCCUCAUCCACAUAAACAUGACGAUCACGUACAUGGCCAUAACCACGAAGAGCAUCACCACUUCGCCCAUACACACGAUCAUCAACAGCGGAAAGCUAAAAUUCCUCAAGAUAUGACAAGUGUUUGGUUACAUUCCAUUGGGUCUACCUUGCUCAUUAGUGCCGCUCCAUUUAUUUUGUUGUAUACAAUUCGAUUAGACAAUAGUGAAGCUAUGAGGCCUCGUCUUAAAGUUAUUUUGGCGUUUGCAUCUGGUGGAUUAUUAGGGGAUGCCUUUCUACAUUUAAUCCCACAUUCAACUCAUUCGCAUACCCAUGGCGAUGACAGUCACUCCCAUGCACACAGUCAUGAUCACGGACAUGGACAUGAUAUGAGCGUUGGUCUAUGGGUACUGGGAGGUAUUAUAGCUUUCCUUGCCGUUGAGAAGUUGGUACGGUUAUUGAAAGGAGAUGAACAUGGGCACAGUCAUAGUCAUUCAUCAAUAAAAGUGUCAAAAACCGUGCCAUCAAAGAAAGCUGACGAAAAGGCGAAGGAUCAAAAGCCAGAAGUUCGUAAAGUAAAACCUGUGUCAAAUAAAAAUGACGUUGAGUCAAAUGAAGUAAAAAUAACAGGAUACCUGAAUUUAGCCGCUGAUUUUGCCCAUAAUUUUACUGAUGGUUUGGCGAUUGGCGCUUCCUACUUGGCUGGAAAUAGUAUUGGCAUUGUGACAACAAUUACAAUAUUACUACACGAAGUCCCCCACGAAAUCGGUGAUUUUGCAAUUCUAAUAAAAUCCGGCUGCUCAAAACGUCAGGCAAUGAUGCUACAAUUAGUAACUGCACUUGGCGCUGUGGCUGGCACUGCACUUGCGUUACUGGGUGCUAGCGGCGAAGAUGGUUCUACUGCAUGGGUCUUACCAUUCACAGCAGGCGGUUUUAUCUACAUUGCCACUGUCAGUGUGCUACCAGAAUUAUUGGAAGAAUCUACUAAAUUGGGUCAAUCUAUUAAAGAGAUUGUAGCCAUGCUUAUAGGCGUGGGUUUGAUGAUUUUUAUUGCUAAAUUAGAAUAAAGAUUAUUUGUGUAUAGUGAAUGCGAUUAUUUAUCCACUUAAAUUGGUUCGAGAAAACCAUUUACUUGUUAAGCAUAAAUUAAAGAAAAAUGUCUUUGAAAUACAUAUAAUCCUUAUAAAUAAAGCCUUUGUACGUAAAAAUUUAA